AUUAGUGCAAAGAAGCAAAGUAUCUCUCCUCUCCUCAUUCACAUCACAUUGCCUUGCUUUCCCUUGUUUUAUAGAGUUUUGCUUGUAUAUACACAGAGUUCUUCCAUUCUCCUCCGUACAGAUAGUUGAUGUUCAUUUGUAUCAGAUUAUUCUGUUUCCCACAAACCAAGUUGAUGUUCGUCUUCCUUCCCUAAGAAAUUAGGAAAUCAAGUUCGGAAUUUUUUCUGAUUCAUUCUGAGGAACCAAACAGAGAAGUCAUAAAAGCUUCCAUGAGUUUUUCAACAGGAUCAGGGGGCACUUGGCAGCCAAUCAUGACUGGCAAUACAACCGCCUCGAGUUACUGGCUCAAUUGGAGGUUCUUGCUUUGUGCUAUUUGGGUAUUGAUUGCCAUGACAUUUUCAGUAGUUCUUAUAUGGAAAUAUGAAGGCUUCCGCAAAUCAAACCGAGGUAAUGGAGAAGCCCAGCAAGAAACAGCAGGAUCUCUGUAUGAGAAUGAAACUUGGACACCAUGCCUAAAAGGAGUCCACCCUGGUUGGCUGAUGGCUUUCAGAGUUCUAGCUUUCAUUGUGCUGUUGAUAUGCCUAACUGUUACCGGUUUGGCUGAUGGUGGCAGCAUUUUCUACUUUUAUACUCAGUGGACUUUUACAUUGAUAACCAUUUAUUUCGGGCUCGGAUCACUUCUAUCCAUGAAUGGAUGCUACCAAUAUUACAAAAGGGUCAGCGGUGAUAAGGUUGGUAAUGUAGAGGUAGAUACAGAACAAGGAAGCUCUAGCAAUGCAGCAAAAGACUCGCAUCCCCCUGAAGCAUAUCCUCCUUCUGAACCUGCUGGCAUUUGGGGCCACAUCUUUCAAAUAAUGUUUCAGAUGAAUGCAGGAGCUGUUCUUCUGACAGACGGUGUUUUUUGGUUCAUAAUUGUUCCAUUUCUUGAAAAGAAAGACUACGGUCUGAACUUUUUGGUUGUUAAUAUGCACACCAUCAAUGCUGUUUUCCUGCUUGGUGAUACCAUUUUCAACUGCUUGCGCUUUCCCUGUUUCCGAAUUGCGUACUUCUUCCUGUGGACAGUAGUUUAUGUUAUAUUCCAGUGGAUUCUCCAUGCUUGUUUCAAUAUUUGGUGGCCGUAUCCAUUUCUGGACCUGUCAUCUUCAUUUGCUCCAUUGUGGUACUUUGCCGUUGCAUUGAUGCAUUUUCCAUGCUACGGUGCUUUUGCUUUGGUAAUAAAGCUGAAACACCAUUUGUUAUCAAGAUGGUUCCCUGACUCCUAUCAAUGCGUGAGGUAACUUCAAUCAAAGGGUGCAGAUACAGGAAGCCAAUCCAAGAUUAAACUAUGAGUUUUCCCUAUAGCAGAUGCUUUGUAAGAAAAACUGAACAUAAUGGAAUGACUGAACUGCUGUAUAGAAUUCACAAAAAUAUCAGUCCAUCUAUGUUGAGUUUUGGAAUAUAAACACAAAAGGGUCAAGUUUUAGGAAGCAGCAGUAUUGGUUAAUUUAUACAUAAUACAUAUAUGUUAGCAGAAUGUGGUAGCUUUGUAAGCAAAAUCAAGAAAUUGAGAAAAGAAAAUUCUUUGUUUCCU
Rubroshorea leprosula is the source of this 1570-nucleotide messenger RNA. The record is from the annotation of a GenBank genome assembly. Lineage: Eukaryota; Viridiplantae; Streptophyta; Magnoliopsida; Malvales; Dipterocarpaceae.